This is a messenger RNA of Wasmannia auropunctata (little fire ant), 609 nucleotides long. RefSeq lists its product as uncharacterized. The transcript has 2 exons. The annotation marks the transcript as partial. The record is from RefSeq and is a predicted model, not a curated record. NCBI's taxonomy places the organism in Eukaryota, Metazoa, Arthropoda, Insecta, Hymenoptera, Formicidae.
ACCAAUCUUUUUUGUUGCAACUAGUUGAAAAUUGCAAAUUGCAAACAAAUGCAUCAAAAGAAGUACCAGCACAUGAAGUUUCAGUAGAUGCAGUACCAGUAUUAAAAGAGCCAGACGAUGCGGUUGACGAAAACAAUCCAGAUAAGACAAAGGGAUUUAUGUGGCCGGAUAAGGCAGUACUUCUCUUACUCGAACUGUAUAGAGAAAGGGAGCAGGAUUUUUUGAGCGGAAUGAAGCGCAAUAAUAAAAUCUGGGCCGAAAUUGCUGCUUCAAUAAAAGAAACGGAUUGUUGCGAAAUUUUUUUUGUUGCGAUCAUUUUCCUUCGUACUUUACUCGCCAUUAAUUUACAAUAUAAUGGGUGCUUUCCAACAAGAAGAGCCUGGUGUUACACAGUGUGACACAGAGAGACACUGUAAAAUAUAGUAAUUGGAACACUAAAGUUACCAAACACGACCACUAGAGAGCGUAAAAGACUGACUAAAGAAGGAAGAACACGAGCGAGAAGCAAAACAACGAGCGCAAAUUUAUUAUUUCGUAACAAUCGUAACGAACUGUUAUUCUUAACUACGGUAAAUUUCAUAUAUGGAUUAUAUCGACACGUUGAUAUAU